AUAUAGUGUUUUCGGUCAGUGCAGAGCAAGUGAAAUGAACCGACGGCUAGUUCCGAGAAUUGAAUAAUAAUUACGAUAGUAAUAGUGCUAGGAUGCAGAAAAGAAUGUGAAACGAUGUUGAUGUAAUCAUUAUCAGUGGUAAACAAAAGCUAUUGUUUAUAAUACUAUAAAUACUGGGAGCAAUAAACAGAUGGGUUGAGUUUUAUGAGAGAUAACAACAAGUGUGCGGUGAAGUUAUUAGUUAGCAGUGACGGUAUUGUUGUAAACGGUGUGAAGUGGAAGAAAUUGGAAGUCGCACAAGGUGAGAUCUUGGCGGGCGAUUAGUACUUAUGGUCAACGGAAUUGUGUAGUAAGGAGUGCUUUGUUCUUUUGUGUAUUUCUUCGCCAUCAGCCGGUCGAAUAGUGACGCUGAUAUUCGGAACAACCAUUGUUGUGCGGCAAAAGAACGUAUAAUAAAAAACGAAUCGGUGGACGGUGGUCCAGCAAGCGUUGGGAUCGAUCAAGCGGCAGCAGAGCGGAGCCAAUUGGACGGAAACCGGAAAGAAGCUUUGAGAAGCGGAAACAAAUUGAACCAUCUCAGUAUCUCGGUGGUGGAAGAAUCCAGAAAAUGGCGUUGAUUGGCACAAUUGACCCUUAUGUGCCCGGUACAAAGUUCAGUAAUUAUGUUGAGCUGCUAGAUUAUUUCUUUUCGUCGAAUAAUAUAACUGAGGAUCGUAAGAAGGACAUUUUUAUGAGUUGUGCUGGUUUGGCAGUUUUCGAAGAGCUCAAGUUGUUAUAUCCAGCUACUGAUCUAAAAACCUUAUCGUAUGCAGAUAUAACUAAAAAAUUAAAAGAACGGUUUGAUAAAAUUGAUUCAGAAAUCAUGUUGCGCUACAAAUUUCGAUGUAGGCGGCAAAGCCCAUCGGAAAAUGGUGAAAAUUUCAUUUUGGCGGUAAAGCUCCUGGCCGAGUUAUGUGAUUUUGGUACAUUUCGUGACUCCGCUAUCCGUGAUCAGUUAGUGUUCGGAGUUUACAAUAGGGAACUGCAAAAACGAUUGUUGAAUGAGGAAGACCUCACAGUUCGCUCAGCAGAAAGGAUUAUAAAAGGAUUUGAGAUGGCGAAUAGUAACACGCAAUAUUUCCAUUCAGAGUCAGGAGGAAACCAAGGAAUUAAUUCGGUGAAGUAUAGGCUUGGUGGCAGGCAAUCAAGAACGGAAAGGUAUGAUCGUAGUCGUAGUAGAUCUAGGGAUAGGUAUACCAGCAGAAGAGAGGAUUCUCGGACCAAUUACAACAAUUAUGAAAGACGAUCAAGAUCCGGUCAGAGGAGUUCGAGUCGGGGUAGAUAUGCAAAUUUCGUCUGCCAUUUUUGCAGAAAACGUGGCCAUAUUCAGAAAAACUGCUAUCGUUUCAUAGACAGCCAGAAAAACUCGGUGAAAUUCGUAAAGGAGGUGGACUCAACAGUACAGGAAGAAAGGAAGGCUAAUGAUGUUCAUGACUAUUUUAAGCGGCUUCGAGUAGACUAUGAUUCCGACACCGAGGAAGAAGAUCGCCAUCGGGUCAACCCUCGUCUCGGCCCACAAGGGGCAGGUGAAGAUUCAGAAUAGUCAGAGUGGACGAAGGCGUCAUUGUACGCUCCACUUCUCUGACAGCGAAGGCGGAAAUGGUGGAACACGUACUAUACCAGAGAGGGCGGAUCGAAGCGAAAUCCAUGCACGAGGAACCAAACGAACGUUCUCGGAGGCCGACGAUAGCGCAGAUGAAUUCCUCGGUUUCGAACCAGAACAACCCAUGCCCGCCAGUCGCGAACUACACCCAAUCUCAUUACAACCUUUUCAACGGCCGGUGCAACAGCUGAUUAGAAAUGAAUCUAGAACUCCACGAAGGUCAAGUAGACUGAAGAAAAAGAAACAUGAUGAUGCAUUUGUAUACAUGAACUAAAUUUUGAACUGAUAAUACAUAUUUUUGAAUUAUUAUAAUACUAAGAGUAAUAUGAUCAAAUUUAAUUUAAUUUACAUGAAAUUAACUAGAAGGGAAAGGUAUUGUUGGAUAUAGUGUUUUCGGUCAGUGCAGAGCAAGUGAAAUGAACCGACGGCUAGUUCCGAGAAUUGAAUAAUAAUUACGAUAGUAAUAGUGCUAGGAUGCAGAAAAGAAUGUGAAACGAUGUUGAUGUAAUCAUUAUCAGUGGUAAACAAAAGCUAUUGUUUAUAAUACUAUAAAUACUGGGAGCAAUAAACAGAUGGGUUGAGUUUUAUGAGAGAUAACAACAA
Armigeres subalbatus is the source of this 2245-nucleotide messenger RNA. RefSeq lists its product as uncharacterized. The transcript has 4 exons. The record is from RefSeq and is a predicted model, not a curated record. The coding region runs from base 608 to 1582 and encodes 324 amino acids. NCBI's taxonomy places the organism in Eukaryota, Metazoa, Arthropoda, Insecta, Diptera, Culicidae. Gene Ontology annotation, molecular function: zinc ion binding; nucleic acid binding.